This is a messenger RNA of Staurois parvus, 612 nucleotides long. The record is from the annotation of a GenBank genome assembly. NCBI's taxonomy places the organism in Eukaryota, Metazoa, Chordata, Amphibia, Anura, Ranidae.
GGGUCAGACAUUGGAUCGUCUGGCUUGACAGCGGGCAUCGGGUCACCAGGCAUCAGCAGGCACCGGGUCAUCUGGCGCUGGAUCAUCUGGCUCGACAGCGGGCAUCGGGUCACCAGUCAUGACAGCGGGCACUGGGUCAUCAGGCAUUGGAUUGUCUGGCUCGACAGCGGGCAUCGGGUCACCAGGUAUGACAGCGGGCACUGGGUCACCAGGCAUCAGGUCAUUUGGCUCGCCAGCGGGCACCGCGUCAUCUGGCAAGGCAGUGGGCACCGAGUCACCAGGCACGACACAGUGAGCUCCGAGUCAACUGGCAUGACCGCGGGCACUGGGUCAGACAUUGGAUCGUCUGGCUUGACAGUGGGCAUCGGGUCACCAGGCAUCAGGUCAUUUGGCUCGACAGCGGGCACCGCGUCAUCUGGCAAGGCAGUGGGCACCGAGUCACCAGGCACGACAGUGGGCUCUGAGUCAAUUGGCACGACAGCGGGAACCGGGUCAUCAGGUACCGGAUCGUCUGGCUCGACAGCAGGCACCGGGUCAUCUGGCAUUGGAUCGUCUGGCUCGACAGCGGGCAUCAGGUCACCAGGCAUGACAGCGGGCACCGGGUCAUCAGGU